Molecule: messenger RNA, 1892 nt
Organism: Setaria italica (foxtail millet)
Lineage: Eukaryota; Viridiplantae; Streptophyta; Magnoliopsida; Poales; Poaceae
Product: 7-deoxyloganetic acid glucosyltransferase
Exons: 1
Coding region: 269-1792 (507 amino acids)
Molecular function (GO): UDP-glycosyltransferase activity
Source: RefSeq, a predicted model, not a curated record
GGCAUGAGUCCUUUUUGUUUUGACAUUUUUCUGACGAGUAACGAGACGAGCUAGAAACCUAUUUGCUUGCGCCGAGCUUAUAAUUAAAACGAGAACGGCAUGUGUCGUUCCCAUCCCAACCAUCUUCCUCCUCUUGACCUCAUCGUUCCCGUGUCAUUUUCUUCAUCGCCGAAGAGCCCCUUCACCCUUGCACCCACUGGCCACCACCCUCCCUGCACGUACACAUCCACUGCCACCUGUGAGUCUGUGACCCGAGUCGCUACCUCCAAUGGCUGUGGCUGCGGUGCACGUGCUUGUGUUCCCGUGGCCUCUGCAGGGGCACAUCAACACGUUCGUGCCGUUCAGCAACGCCCUCGUCGACUCCGGCGUGCACGUCACCUUCCUGCACACCGAGCACAACCUCCGCCGGGUCCGAUGCACGGCGGCGGCGCCACGCCUCCGCUACAUGUCGAUCCCGGACGGCCUCCCCGCCGACCACCCCCGCUCGGUGGGCGACAUCUCCACGCUCAUGGAGUCCAUGUGGACGACGGGCGCCGCCGCAUACCACGCGCUGCUCCUCUCGCUGCUAUCCUCCCCCACCACCGACGAAGGCGGCGAGUUCUUCCCGCCGGUGACGUGCGUGGUGGCCGACGGCAUCAUGAUGUUCGCCGUCGACAUCGCCGAGGAGCUCGGCGUCCCGGCCCUCGCGUUCCGCACGGCAAGCGCCAACAGCUUCUCGGCGUACCUCGCCGUGCCCAGGCUGCUGGAGCGCGGCGAGACGCCGCUCCCCGUGGACGACCCCGUGCGCGGCGUGCCCGGCAUGGAGAGCUUCCUGCGGCGGCGGGAUCUCCCGCGCCUCGCCCCUGCCGCCGCCGACGGCCACCCCACCACUGAGAGCUAUACGACGCCGGCGGCCGGCGGCGUGCACCCCUUCCUGCUGACGGUGGCCAAGGGCAUCGCCGACUGCGGCCGGGCACGCGCGCUCGUGCUCAACACCGCCGCGUCCCUCGAGGGCCCGGCGCUGGCCCACAUCUCCCGCCACAUGCGCGACGUCUUCGCCAUUGGCCCGCUCCACGCCAUGCCGUCCUCCGCCGCUCCGGCGGCGGCGGCCGGGAGCCUGUGGCGCGAGGACGACGGGUGCGUGGCGUGGCUGGACGGGCACGCGGACAGGUCCGUGGUGUACGUGAGCCUGGGGAGCCUCACCCACAUCUCGCACGACGAGUUCACGGAGUUCCUCCUCGGGCUCCUCGCCACGGGCCACCCGUUCCUGUGGGUGCUCCGGCCGGACAUGGUCGGCGCCGCCGAGGAGGAGGCGCUCCGGCGCGCCGUCGGGGACGGCACCAAGGUGCGCGUCGUGGGGUGGGCGCCGCAGCGGGACGUGCUCCGGCACCGCGCCGUCGGGUGCUUCCUCACCCACUCCGGGUGGAACUCGACGAUGGAGAGCAUCCUGGAGGGCGUGCCGAUGGUGUGCUGGCCGUUCUUCGCAGACCAGCACAUCAACAGCCGGUUCGUCGAAGCCGUUUGGGGAGCAGGGCUGGACAUGAAGGACGUGUGCGACAGGGACACGGUGAGGAGCAUGGUGACGGAGGCGAUGGAGUCCGGCGAGAUGAGACGGUCGGUGCAGGCGCUGGCGCAGCGGGUGCAGAGGGAUGUUACGACGGGGGGGUCGUCGGAAACGGAGUUCAAGCGGCUCGUCGGUUUCAUCACCGAGCUCAGCACGAUGAACCGGAACCAGGCCAAGAGUAUUCCGGUUAUGAACGGUGUUAUGAUCAGCCACAAGGGUGAAGACACAAGAAGGGAGGCUUGCAUUUGAAGCUGCUCGUGAGAAAUUGUGGAAAGCCUAUUGCAUACGGGCUUCUACCAUAAAUAUAUGUAUUUCCAUUACAACACUUAUAUAUUUCCUCUUUUUCGAA